GUUAUUUUAUUAUUUUUUACUAUUUUCUAUUAUUUCAUUUACAACUAUAUAUUUAUCUUAAUAUUAACCAAACUAAAGCAGAACACAUAAUUUAAACAUAAAACCACCAUAAUCCCAGAGAAAAAAAAUGUCAAAGAAACACUAACUCAAUAAAGGUCCAGAGCUCAAAGGCGAUCAAGAACGAAAACUAACUUACCCCACUUUAUCAUAGAGUAUCUUGGCCAGAACAAUCAAAAGUCAGUAAAAUGUAGAAAUAUAAUCUUCAGAUAAAGCAAUCCCUCGAACACAAAUGAGCGUGAUCAAGGACCAAUGCAAAGAACCAAGAAAGCGGGUUAGAGUAAGAAUAAUCAACAGAAGGCCAAAAUCACCACGAAGCAGGAAGAGACAUACAUAACAAACGAUAAGCACAACCACCAGCUAAGAGGUAAGAAGCAUCUCACAAACUAAACAAGCACAAACAAGACGCCUAUGCCGGGGAAGAACCACAAAAUUCUGGAUAAAAGGGACCAAAGCUCCAAGAGUCUAAUAUCACACAUUUAUACUAAGAGAAGAAGAGAACAACAUGAGUGAGGGAGAAAUGAAGCCAACCCCCGAGAAACAUGAGUCCAGACUUGAGACCAGAAACAAUCUUCCAAAUCUACAGAGCAUACUCGGAGGAGAACACUAUCCAAACCUAGAGUGGCAAACAUGGCGAAAGAGAGAGAGAGUCACAGAGACGCAAGCAGGGUUGAAAGCUGCAACGAGAUGAAAGAACAUAGCUGGAAGGGUAGACAAAACGAAGUCAUCAAAUCGUGUUGCCGUCCUCGAGCUAUAGAAGUCAUAUCACCAAAAACCAUAUCUUGAAAACCAAGACGAGAGGGGAGUAACAAUGGUAAGCCAACGACGAGGAAAACAACUUCAAAGACGACUAAACUCUGACUCAACCCAAAAAGAUGCAGUUUCUAAAUAUAGUUAUCUUUCACUUUUUAUUUAUUUUUGGGAGUCAUUUGCUUGUAAAUAUGUACUUAUGAGAAACAUAUCUAAUAAAUUCGUACAAAUCAAAUAAUCAAUUCCACCUAUUAGGAAUCUCUAUUAAUCUUGCUCCCUAAGUUUUACACAUCACAUGAAAGUGUUGGAAUCAAUUUAAUGAUUUUUUUUUGUAGGAUACAUUUGACUUUACAUUAAAAUGAGAAUAAAACGGGAGUUGAUAAGUACAUAUAGUAUAUAGAGUAUUUUUAGUGUAAUCAGAUAAACUGUGGCUAUCUAAAGCGACCAAAACUUGUGAUUUGUAUUAAUGUCCCUAUCAUGGUAUAAUAAUCCUGAUUUUAAUAUAAUUUGAUACAUUAUAUAUAUAGGAUUCACAUCAACUGAUGGUUUGUAUUUAAUUUCAUCGCAUCUUUAAGAAUAUCUAACAUGGUCAAAGUCAGAACCUUCCCAAACUAUUUCAACCCCUACAUAAAGUUGAAAUCAGAAAUGUUAUUUACUUAUUAUGAAUUCGUCUACUUAGAUUAAUUUUGGAAUCGUGGCCACUUCUUAAUUAAUGCCACAACAAUAAAUAUUUCAACCACUUGUCAUAAAAGGUAAGAGCUUAUUAACUUUUCUGUUGAUUGAUUAAUUAACAUGACAGUCACUACCGAAACCCAAAAAACAAAAGAAUAAAAUAAAAGGAGGUGGGCCCAAGCCCCCCAAUAAGAACACUUAAGACAGGUUAAAAGGAGCAGACAAAUAAUAGUUUUGAAUUCUCGGACAAAUCGCACGACUGGUCUUGUCCCCCUCGCGUAUCCCACGAAACUUUCUUCCUUUCACGCAUAGCAAUAUCCAAUCACAGCCUUCACGUUGCGCAAAGUUGACGCCUUUUUUUGCAUCCUAGUUGUCCCAUCUCUUCUUCAAAUGUAAAGUGUUGUUCCGAGUUCUCAUCUGCUUCACACAGAUUCGUUACUGAAUCUUUGUGUUCUGUUUUGAAUCAAGUUCAGUGAACUAGCUAGGGUUUCUCUUAUGGAAUCGAACUUCUCUGGAAUGGUCAACGGUUUCGAGUAUUAUGAUGUUGGUUUCUUACCAAAUCAGAAUCCUAAUCUCGGCUUCGGUGUUCCUUCCUCCAGCGACUUCGAUCUCCGUUUGGAUCAUUGGGUUCCAGCAACACAACAAGAUCAAGGUUUUGAUCUUCAUCAUCAACAACAGUACUCUCCUCCGGCUGAUGAGAUUGACUCCGAGAAUACCCUCUUGAAAUACGUAAACCAGCUCCUCAUGGAAGGGACUCUCGCCGAGGAGCAGACUACGUUCUACGAUUCUUUGGCUCUACGACAAACCGAGCAAAUGUUGCAGCAAGUCAUAAGCGACUCACAAGCUCAAUCUACGUAUACUAUUCCUGCUAAUUCGAUUACUAGUAGUAGUACUACUGGUGGUGGUAGUAGUUACUGGAGCAGUACUAGCAAUUCUAGUGUCGGAGGCCAAGUGUUGUAUGAUGAUGAUGCUGUUGGUGAUUCUGGUGUUAUUUCGUUUCAAGGACCAAACACUUUGCGUGGAUUCACACAGCCAACGAGUGAGAUUCUCGUCAGGAGCAUGUUUACUGAUACAGAUUCAGUUAACCAGUUCAAGAGAGGCCUUGAGGAAGCUAGCAAGUUUCUUCCUAACACCGAUCAAUGGAUUUUCAAUCCCGAUCACGAGGUGAAAGAAGAGAGAGGAUUGUCAGCUAGGAAGAAUCGUCACCGGCGGGAAGAAGAAGAAGAAGAUCUAGAGGAAGCUAGGAGCAGCAAACAAUCUGCUUUGACGGUUGUCGAAGAUAUUAAACUAACAGAGCUCUUUGACAAAGUCCUCCUUCUCGACGGCGAAAGCGAUCCGCAAGUCAUCGAAGAAGGCGACAGCGUUUCAAGCAAGCCUCAGGUCGCCAAGAAAGAAGGAGGCCGCACCAAAAAGAAGAGCCAAACAUUUGAUUUCCGCACGCUUCUCACUCUAUGCGCGCAAUCCAUUUCAGCAGGGGACAAGAUCACAGCCGACGAUUUGCUGAGACAAAUAAGGAAACAAUGCACGCCUCUGGGCGACGCGUCCCAGAGGCUGGCUUACUUCUUCGCCAACGCGCUCCAGGCGCGUCUAGAAGGUAGCUCUGGAUCCACGAUCCAGAGCUACUACGACUCCAUCGCCUCCAAGAAACGAACGGCCGCUCAGACUCUUAAGUCCUACCACGUGUUCUUGUCCGCGUCUCCCUUCAUGACUUUGAUGUACUUCUACUCAAACAAGAUGAUUCUCGACGCUGCGAAAGACGCUUCGGUGCUUCACGUGAUAGAUUUUGGGAUCCUCUACGGUUUCCAGUGGCCUAUGUUUAUACAGAAUAUAUCAAAAAGCAAGACCGGGCCGAGGAAGCUACGGAUAACGGGUGUAGAGAUUCCUCAGAACGGGUUCCGUCCUACGGAGAGGAUAGAUGAUACGGGACGGAGACUCACGGAGUAUUGCAAACGGUUCGGUGUUCCGUUUGAGUAUAACGCUAUCGCGUCCAGGAACUGGGAGACGAUACGGUUGGAAGAGUUCAAGAUCCGACCAAACGAAGUUCUCGCGGUUAACACUGCUCUCAGGCUCAAGAACCUUAGGGACGUGACUCCGGGAGGGGAAGAGGAUUGUCCUAGAGACGCGUUCUUGAAACUGAUCAGAGACAUGAAGCCUGACGUGUUCCUCAGCUCGACGGUCAACGGGUCUUUCAACGCCCCGUUCUUCACGACGAGGUUCAAAGAAGCUUUGUUUCAUUACUCGUCGCUGUUAGACAUGUUUGGUUCGACUCUUUCCAAGGAGAACCCGGAGAGGAUACAUUUCGAAGGGGAGUUUUACGGGAGGGAAGUGAUGAACGUGAUCGCUUGCGAAGGAGUGGAUAGGGUUGAGAGGCCGGAGACUUACAAGCAGUGGCAAGUGAGGAUGAUGAGGGCUGGGUUUAAGCAGAAGCCUGUGGAGGGAGAGCUUGUGGAGUCGUUUAGGGUGAAGAUGAAGAAGUGGGGUUACCAUAAAAACUUUGUGCUUGAUGAAGAUAGUAACUGGUUCUUGCAGGGCUGGAAAGGUCGCAUCCUGUUCUCUUCUUCUUGUUGGGUCCCUUCUUAGCUUUUGUAUUUAUGUUUUGUUUGUUUCUUCUUCUACUUGGUUGGUUUUCCUUUGCUCUGCAACGUGACAUUUUAUGUAUCACAUGUUGAAAGCAAUAAGAGGUUAACUGAAUUUUUAGUACAGAAACUAAAUCAAACUAGGUGUUGAAGGCUACAUGUUUAAUAAAUCAAAAGCGUUAUGAUGAUUAUUAAAAACUUGUAUCUAGUAGAUAGAUGAAACAUGAAGAGAUACAUUAUCAUUAUUGCCUUCACUAUAAUUUACAUUGAUUAUAACCGGUUUGGUCUUCUCAAUUAUAACCCAACCGGUUAUUCAUCAUAUCAAAUAUUAUUCAAAUUAGGGUGUCAAUUUGGACUCCCUCGGCCGGGUCCAAACCCGCUAAACCCGUAAAUAUUUGAGCCCGGCAUGGCCAGACAAUAUUUUGGACUUAGAAUUCAAAGUCCGGCCCGGAUCUUAUAGGGUUGUAGGGCUUUUCAAGUUUUGGGGCUUUUCAAAAAAUAAUUUGUUAUCGUCAGUUCCAUCGUUUUAAUACAUUUAAUUCUACACUAUUAAAGCACUGCACCUGUCUUUUCAAUAUAUUUACAACCAAAUAUCAUUGUAUUUUUCAUUUUUUUUAAAUGUCGCCAAUAAGUUUAUGACCAAUCAGAAUCCAUCGAUUAUUAUAGCCCAUCACACAUGUUUAAUCCCGCUGCCGAAUAAACCCUAUAUUUUUUAAAUCCAAACAGAAAUUAUUGUUCAGCCCAAUUUUGUUAACUUAUAGAGAGUCAUCAUUCAUGAAAUUAAUAUAGAGACUUCGUACCAAUCUUGAUAAAAAACCAUAGCUCAAAGAUUAUUAUCAAGUAUUAUGAAUUAUGAAUAUAAUACAAAAAGAGAAGUUAUAUUUUCAAUACUAUAGAUGACACAUAUAUAUACAUUAUAUUUUAAUAUUUCAAAUCAAAAAUAUUAAAAUAAAUAUAUUUGACCACAAGUUACUAUGGUAUAUUUCGUAUUUCUUAAAACAAUAUUUAUUUAAAAAUCAAUUUAUUUUUAAAACAACCAAUAAUCUAAAUUUAUAUAAUUUUUUUAUAUAUAGUUUGGAUACCAUAUCUAUUCUAACUAUAAACUUUCAAAUCAUCCCCUACUUUUCGAUCGUAAUGAUUUUAAAAAGAUAAAUUUACUCUUAAAUUUUGGCAAGUAUUAAUAAUUGAAACAACAUUAUACUCCCUAUAUGAUUUUCCGACUUAAAAGGUGGAAGGUACGAUUUAGCUACAAUCAUGGUGCAAGUAAAUGUAUAACCAAAUAUAGAAAACGAAUAUACGCUUAAGCUACAUUCUCGGUUAAAAAAAAUUCAAUGUAUAAUUAUAUUGUGUCUAUAAUACUCACAUAAUAUCUUAGAUUUUAAAUUGGUAACUAAAUUUACUAUUAUUAAUUACUACUAUUAACUAGAAAAUCUCACCAAGAUUUAGAGUAUUCCACAAGUUUUCGACAAAACCUAAACAACUCUCCCUAUCUCCUGAUAAUAUAAAAAAAUGAAACCAAUUAAUAUUUUAACUCUUUCAAAACUUCUCAUUAUUAUAUUUAUAUAUCAAUACUUAUCAUCCUAAUUAUAUAAAACAACUACUACACAUAUAACAUAAAAACACUUAUUGAAAAAUAUACAUGUUAUAAAUAUAAUAUGUUAAAAAUAUAUUUCAAAAAGAGACAAUUCUGUGCUUUGAAAACGCGGGUCAAAAUCUAGUUUUUAUUAAAAAAAACACUUUCAUUUUUCUGUUUUAAAAUAUAAAAUGAGUUUAAUUUUUUUUCUUUAAUAUCAAAAAUGUAUUUUACUUUUCCGUAUACUUUAAAACAUAUUAUAAAUAAACCAAAUUUAAUAAGAUUUAAAUAAUCAAAUAUAAAUUAAAACUAAAUAUAUAAGAGAACAAAAUUUAUGAUAAACAUAGUCAAACGUUUCAUAAUUUGUAUUUUGAAAUUAAAAAAAAAAACAUGUUGUACAUAAAAGAAGAAAGUACAUUGUAAAAUUUAAAAUGUGGUAUUUGUAAUGAACAAAUAAUAAAGUGCAUUAACAACUUUUAUAUUUGUUUUAUUAGAGUUUGAAUAAAAAUAUUAAAAUAAUAUGUCAAUACUAAUGAUGGUUUUGAAAUAAUAUUUAAGACAAAGUAUAAAAUUUUGGGUUUUCGAACCGGCGGCUCUAGUCCAAACGGACUUAAGCCCGAAAUAUCAAAGCCCAAAUGGACUUAGCACAAAGACCUAGUCUUUUGGACUUUAAAAUUAAACCCAAACCUGUAGUUUUUAGGGCCGGAUGGUUUUAGGUUGUGGGCUCCGUCCCUCUAAUUCAAAUCAACUCCAAACCGUGGCUCGGUAUCUAGUCCGGUAAAUAUAUGAAAAUAGGUUAAGAUAAAUAAAGAGUUAUUAACACAAAUGGACACUUUAUGUGUUUUUAUUACAGCAUAGAGCACAUAGUGCUACUGAGACACUUUUAAGUGGUUAAAGACUCAUUUCUCCUCCCAAAAGCGAAACCAGAUAUGGGCAUAUCAGUAAAAGCACAUUUUUGUUCUGGUUAGGUUGGUUAGUGGCUUCAAAUUUUGAAAAAAACCAGGGUUGUGGUGGUGGUCUCGAGAAGAAGUUUAAUUUGUUUAAUAAACAAACUUGGGUCCCUCAAAAAAAUUAGUUUCCAUUAUUUUUCAUUUCUCUUUCAUAAAUUGAAAGUGCGUUUCCGGGAGAGAAAUCGACGGACGAAGUUGCUGACGUCGGACUAUUUAAUGGAGGAUUCAGGCGAAUCAAACAAUGACGGCAAGAAGCGAGCAGGGAAAGAGAAAUCCGAUAGAGAGUUUUUAAUAUGUCUCCUGCUCAUUCCACGCUGCAUCGUCCCCUCCGUCGUGCUCUGCAAGCCGUGAACCGCUCUUCUGUCAUCACCAGAAGCCGCGACCUCAGAGCCUCUCUCUUCAGCAUGAAAUCAAGCCACGAUCUCUUCAUCUCCGCCGCGAUUCUGAAUACCAUUUCAGAUUGACUCCAUACUUAUUAAUUGUGCAGCCUAGACCUUCACACAAAAAUUGGAUGAUUUAAGAUGAAACAAUGGUUGAUGGCGGUGAAAUUUUGCAGAAACCCUAAAGCAAGUCAUGAAGGAGAAGAUGAGUUAAUUACAACUUUGCCAUUAAUGAAAAAAAAGUAACAAAAAUGAUUUAUGUGAAUUAUAAGAUUAACGACGAUUUGCAUAAAAGUAAUUAGAUAUUAAUGAAAAUCAAGAUUUACUAAAGAUCAUACAAAAGGUCGAACUGAAAAAUGUGAACAUAUGUACAUGUGUAUAUGUGUACAACAAUUACUUGUGUAUAUAUGUACACAUGUACAGAUGUUCACAUGUGUACAAUUCACAUGUGUACAACGAUUAGUUGUGUAUAUGUUACAUAUGUACACAAUGGUGGACUAGUAGUUGAGUUUCUCCUCUAAGUAAACAUAUGUACACGAUGGUGAACUUGUAAUUUAGGCAACAUAAUCUUGAUAAGAAAUGGUUAAGCUUAACUUUAAUUUAUCAUUCAGCUUAACUGGUUAAGAAUGUUGCAUAUCAAAGGUUUUAUAUUUCUAUAUUACAUAUUAGAUGUAAUAACUAGUUAAGAAUGUUGCAUAGUUAAGUAUCCACAUGUACACAUAAUCUCCAUCAAGUACAUAUUAUUAGCGAUGCACGUGUACAUUGUUUGUAAAACUGACAUAGUUGUACACGUGGACAACUAUUAUCACAGUGCCGGAAUGUACAAGCAAGUGGUUCUGGAAAUCAAAAUAAAUCCAGGAGUGCAAAUUGUUGAAUUUGGAAGACUAACUAUAAUUUUUUGGUAUAUUCGAAAUUUUAAAUCCGCGUGUACAAAUUCUUGAAUCAAAAAAGAAAAUUACAUGUGGUUGUGUAAUUUUUUAGCCAAAUUCAUGAAUUUAUAAGAGAAAAUAUAAUUUAGUUGAUGGUAGGAACAUAUAUGUGUGCGGGUGGUUGUGUACAUGGGUGUAUAGGUAUGUCCAAAAAGAAGAAGGAUGGAGGUGAGUGAAUGCGCUAUCGUAGAAGAAGGUCUGGUGUAUAUAUGAUUCACUACGGUCAGAUUGUUCGAGGAUGAUGUUUUGAUUUGGCUAGAACAUAUGUGUAUUGUUGUUUUGUGUAUACGAAUUGUAGCUUGUAUCUUAGCAUAGUUGUACAUGUGGACAGCUCGUAGCUCCAUGAUGUACAAUUGACAUAGUUGUACACGUGGACAGCUCGUAGCUUAGUUCUGCAGUGUACUAGCAAGUGAUUCUGAAAAUCUAACUCCGUAGGAAACUGUAAGGACUGUGAAUGUGUAAUUUUGUUACCAAUUUUCCAUAACUCAUAGAAUUAGUCAGUAGAAACAUGGUUAAUAUAAUGUAGUUGAUGGGAAGAGCGUACAUGUGUAUGGUUGAGGCAGUGUACAUGGGUGUAUAGGUAGAUGAGGUUUCUGAACCAGCGUAACCAAGUUAGACAAAAUGUCCAGAAUAGAAAUCCGCGAAUUGAUUAAAGUUUGUGGGUUAAAAGUAAAACCAAUACAUAUUAAAGAAAUUUAUUCCAUUCGCCGAUGAUAAUCCUACAAUGGACCAUCCGCCAUAGAAAGUACCUACAAGAAGUGAGAGGGUUGUUGUUGAAAGAGUUAGAAACUCAUAGUUACAGUAAAAGACAUUGACAAAACAAGGUUAAUUAGCUCACAAACCACAACUUAUGAUCUAAUAAUCAGGUUUUGAUUUCUGAUUAAUUAUCUUGUUAACUUUGUGGGUGAUGAAAAAUGAAGAGGUAAGAGACGAGAAUGAUAGGGGAAAAGAAAAUGGUGAAUUGUAAAAUUUGAUCUGGACCGUCAGAAAUAAGAAGUAGAUCUAAUGGUGGUUGUUAAAAGUUCGAUAUGUGUCUUGUCUAGAUUUGUAAUAUUAAAUCUCAGUUUUUGGCGAUAAAAGAAGAUCGACGGUUGGGAGUAAAUUUCGUCAAAAAAAUCAUUAGGAAGGAACUUUAUAUUUGGUAUGUAACGAAAAAGGAAAAUGGUUAGUUAGGAUCCAACACUAAUUGUUAGAGAAAGUAUGUAUGUAUAAUAAUGUGUCCUAAGGUGUAAUUAAAGUUAACGAAAGUGUCCUAAAAUGUAAAUCUUUGUAAAUAAAUGGAACCGUAUUGAAUUAAGAAGCCACAUUAUAAACUCAAGUCAAGUCAAGUCAAGUAUGUGUCAACAUUUCCACCUGAAUUCACCUACGCUUUGCCACGUAGCAUUAUGUUCUUCCACGUGUCAGUUUCUAUACCGCAAGUACAAUACAACCCCUAGCAACUUCCAGAGCAAGCUACGUCUCACAAAGAAAACCAGAGUACUAAAGAAGCAAUUAAAGACUCUUAAUCAAGAGAAGUUAGCAGAAGAGUGCGAGAGAAUAGAAGAAGAAAUGGAUAAAGGGUUUGGUUGCUACGACAGCGGGAAGGUGGUGGUUGAUGAUGACUAUGACGUGGGAUGCAAGACGCCUACACGUGACGAAUGCAGGAUACCAGCUUAUCCACUGUGUCCGCCGCCCGUGAGAAGGAAAAGAUCGAUAGUCCUUGGAAAGAACGUGGAGCCACCGAAGAACGGUUACUUUCAGCCCCCGGAUCUAGAGCUGUUCUUUACAGCGGCUGCAACCUCCAGACGGCAAGAAAGCUGCGCUUAGGCUGCUAACCCUCUUUAGUUUAUUAUCUAUAUAAGUAGUCCCGUUCCUGGAUGGAUUGAGUUUUUGUUUGUAAACGGGGUCGAGUUUGAAUACGGUUUAUGUAUAUAUUUGCGCACGUCAUGUGAAGCCUAGGCUUUUGUGAUGUAUAUUGAUAAGGAUUGGCGGAGCAGUGUUUGUAUGAUCUUGAUUUGUGUUAAGCUUGUGUGGUUUUAG
Messenger RNA from Brassica napus (rape), 9906 nucleotides. RefSeq names its product scarecrow-like protein 31. The coding region runs from base 1975 to 4059 and encodes 694 amino acids. The transcript has a single exon. Gene Ontology annotation, molecular function: DNA-binding transcription factor activity; sequence-specific DNA binding. Gene Ontology annotation, biological process: regulation of DNA-templated transcription. The record is from RefSeq and is a predicted model, not a curated record. Gene Ontology annotation, cellular component: nucleus. NCBI's taxonomy places the organism in Eukaryota, Viridiplantae, Streptophyta, Magnoliopsida, Brassicales, Brassicaceae.